CGGGAAUUCUCGGUUCCCUCUCCUCCCUAUACUGAAUGAUUUGGUCUUUGUUCCCCAACUAGAUCAAAGGGCGUAUACGGACAACGGGCCGGUCGGCUUUCGAAAUGCCCUCUUUCAGUUGCCGUCUCUGAAUGCAACUCUAAACACGAUCACCCGCCAAACCUUUCCCCCCGCAACCCCGUAGGAAGCCGCCUGCCAUGAUUUGAUACGAUCCCGAGGUCUACAUUGGUGACCCCCACAACUCUCCUCCUUGCCGUGAAUGAUGACAUCUUGAACAAACUGGGUGACCUCCUAUACGCUGCGUGUCCUUGGGUUUCACUAGCUGGCGGGGGGAUCCAUGUCGGCGCAUAUUCCACGUUGCGGUGGAGGAGAUUCGAAUUUCUGGACAUGCUCGCGGAAGAUUCCUGUCGCGGCACUCGUGAUUUGCUGUUUGCCUAAACCGGCGGAGGGCGGUAUUCGGCACGUGCCCGUGCGGUAUCACGGGUCGUAUCGUAUCCAGGACCACAGGAAAGGUAGGGUUAGACAGCAAAUAUUCGACUUCGAACAUGACUCCUGCCCUGCACAAACACACAUAGAACUGUCUAUCAUACAUCCAUGUCCGAGGGGAUACUGCAAGAAUGAUUCUAGGGCCAGCCAUGGUUUCUAUCCUCUUCUAUCGCCAUAUCUACCCGUUCCACCAACUGGGAAUGAAUUUCUACCGGCUUCCAACCAUGCUUUCCCAUCGACGGCCCACUCUCGUAACCGCUUCCUAUUCGGCCAUCCAGCGGAUCGUCCUUCCAUCCAGACAAGCUACGACGGGGGUCUGAAGUACUAGUAAUUCGUAUAGGUGGGCAACCCUAUCAUGUUCUCUAUAUAAAUCGUACGGUAGCUCCUGAAGUUC
Molecule: messenger RNA, 880 nt
Organism: Aspergillus pseudonomiae
Lineage: Eukaryota; Fungi; Ascomycota; Eurotiomycetes; Eurotiales; Aspergillaceae
Exons: 4
Coding region: 338-814 (158 amino acids)
Source: RefSeq, a predicted model, not a curated record